Molecule: messenger RNA, 2146 nt
Organism: Fundulus heteroclitus (mummichog)
Lineage: Eukaryota; Metazoa; Chordata; Actinopteri; Cyprinodontiformes; Fundulidae
Product: vacuolar protein sorting-associated protein 4B
Exons: 11
Coding region: 198-1511 (437 amino acids)
Biological process (GO): vacuole organization; endosomal transport
Molecular function (GO): ATP binding; ATP hydrolysis activity
Source: RefSeq, a predicted model, not a curated record
CCGGGUCACGUGAGCACCGCGGAAGCAGCAGUCGACGUUCAGAUGCGGAAGAGAGACCAACCCUCGGGAUGUCUAGCGAUUAAAAGAGUUCUAAUACAACCCUAAUGUAGCUGGAGACGAGGCGAGAAAGGAGUCACAAGGGUCUAAUAUUAUAUCUCAACGCAGCCGGAGAGCUUUGAGCGACAGAAGCAGGUCUAAUGGCGGGCGGAAAUCUCCAGAAAGCGAUAGAUCUGGCCAGCAAAGCGGCUGAGGAGGACAAAGCCAAAAACUACGAGGAGGCUCUGAGAUGCUAUCAGCACGCUAUACAGUACUUCCUGCAUGUUGUCAAAUAUGAGGCGCAGGGCGAGCGAGCGAAGCAGAGCAUCAGGGCCAAGUGUGCCGACUACCUGGACAGAGCCGAGCAGCUGAAGGUGUACCUGAAGGACAAGGAGAAGACUCCUCCGGCGAAACCUGUCAAAGAGUCUGGGGAUAAGGGGAACGAAAGUGAUGAUGCGGAUGGGGAUGAUGCGGAGAAGAAGAAAUUCAAAAAUCAGCUCUCAGGUGCCAUUGUGAUGGAAAAGCCGAAUGUUAAGUGGAACGAUGUUGCAGGACUGGAAGGAGCCAAAGAAGCCUUAAAAGAAGCCGUGAUCCUACCAAUCAAAUUCCCUCAUCUGUUCACAGGCAAGCGCACUCCAUGGCGGGGGAUCCUGCUGUUUGGUCCUCCAGGAACAGGGAAGUCCUACCUGGCCAAGGCGGUGGCUACAGAAGCAAACAACUCCACCUUCUUCUCCGUCUCCUCCUCUGACCUGGUGUCCAAGUGGCUGGGGGAAAGUGAAAAGCUGGUGAAGAACCUGUUCGCUUUGGCCCGAGAAAACAGACCGUCGAUCAUUUUCAUCGACGAGAUCGACUCCCUCUGUGGCUCCAGGAGCGAGAACGAGAGCGAGGCCGCCCGCAGAAUCAAGACAGAGUUCCUCGUUCAGAUGCAAGGUGUUGGGAAUGAUAACGAGGGAAUCCUGGUCCUGGGAGCCACCAAUAUUCCUUGGACACUGGACUCAGCCAUCAGAAGAAGGUUUGAAAAGCGCAUCUACAUUCCUCUGCCGGAGGCUCAUGCCCGCUCCUUCAUGUUCAAGCUGCACCUGGGCUCCACCCCCAACGAGCUGACAGACGAGGACUUCGUCACUCUGGGCAACAAGACGGAAGGCUACUCCGGAGCAGACAUCAGUGUAAUCGUCAGGGACGCCCUCAUGCAGCCUGUCAGGAGGGUUCAGUCAGCAACUCACUUCAAAAAGUUUCGAGGUUCCUCAUUUAACAAUCCCGGCGUGGUGGUGGAUGACCUGCUGACGCCGUGCUCACCCGGAGAUCCCGGCGCCAUAGAGAUGACGUGGAUGGACGUUCCCGGGGAUAAGCUUCUAGAGCCCGUGGUGUCCAUGGCGGACAUGCUCAGGUCUCUGAGCAGCACCAAGCCCACGGUCAACGAGCAGGACUUGGACAAGCUGAAGAAGUUUACCGAAGAUUUUGGUCAAGAAGGCUAAUCUACUAAAGAGGGGACUUCGGUUAACGUUCUAGCAGCCAUACUUUAACGUGCCAAUCCGUAGGUCAGCCAAAUCUAAGAAAUGGACGAUUCUCGUGAGAGGUCCGAAGGAACUUUAAUGUUUACCUUUCCACCUGUUCCACUGAAGCUUGACUUUCCAAAUAUAACUCUGCGUCUUUGCACCUUUUAUAACACUACAGGCGUCACCACAUGUAAGGUGGAUUAUUUUUGCACCGAAGAAACUUUGUUUCCAGGUUUACUUUUAUGAAUGAUUGUUUAUAUUUACAGAUGUCGCCCUCUUUAUAAACACAAAAUCACUUGUUUUAUUUAAUUCCAGAGGAUUACUUUCAGCUUUUGGGGUUUUGUUGUUUCUGAAAUCAAUCAGUGUGUUCAGUGAAGCUUUUAAAGCCAUUUUCUGAAUUAUGUUUGUGCAUUUUAUUUUUUUCAUGGUCCUGUUAUUGUAGAUACUGCAGUUGGUCACGUUUUGAUCAAUGUGUUUAGAUGGUGACUUUGGGGUCAAAAUAUUUUAAGGAUUUCUUUCAGUUUGUCGACAUGUUAAAAAAUCUGAGGUCACUUCUUGCAUCUUCUCCUGUUCUGUGAACAAGACUCAGGGUUAAAUAAACAUUAUGCAAAUCA